Molecule: messenger RNA, 5443 nt
Organism: Callithrix jacchus (white-tufted-ear marmoset)
Lineage: Eukaryota; Metazoa; Chordata; Mammalia; Primates; Cebidae
Source: RefSeq, a predicted model, not a curated record
UACACGCAGACUGAGUCAGCUGCUGGGGACGCGCCCGGAAUUUUGUUUUGGUUGGGGUGAGGCCAGAAACGGCUGCUGGUUCUUGGACUCUGCGCCCACGGCCUUACCGCGCCCAAUGCCCUGGCCUCGGAUUCUUCCGUAACCGGCUCCCAGUACUGCCUCUCUGACGCCAGGAGUUGCUCCUUGAGAUUUGCUCCCGUCCCUCGCUGGACUUUCCCCCUGGCUGGAGCUGCCAAGCAGGUUUCGAAGCCUGCUAUCUCUGACUCUUCACCUAGCGUCUUCGUGUAACUCUACGGACUCGUUUUCCCCUGUCCCGCUUUUAAGCUGACUCGUUGCCCUUUCAACCAGAAUUGCUGCGGUCUGUGUGACCUCAGCACCACAUUCUCUGGCGAUUUCCCUAAUUUAUCUCGUUAUUCAGAGGAAAGUUUUUCCUUGGUUAUCUUUGUUUUUAACUUGAAAACCAUUCUCUGCUUAGCCUUGCAAGGGGCCUUCCCCGCACUUCGGGAGGCCAAGGCGGUAGGAUCGCUUGAGCCCAGGAACUGGGGACCCGCCUGGGCAACGUAGGGUGACCCCAUCGCUACAAAAAAAAGUUAAAAAUUAGGCGAGCAGGCCAGGCGCGGUGGCUUAUGCCUGUAAUCCCAACACUUUGGGAGGCUAAGGCAGGUGGAUCACCUGAGAUCAGCAGUACGAAACCAGCCUGGCCAACGUGUAGAAACCCCGUUUCUACUAAAAAUACAACAAAUUUGCCAGGCGUGGUGGCGCAUGCUUAUAAUCGCAGCUACUCGGGAGGCUGAGGCAGAAUUGCUUGAACCUGGGAGGCAGAGGUUGCAGUGAGCUGAGAUCGCCCCAUUGCACUCUAGCCUAGGCAGCAAGAGUGAAAUUGUGUCUCAAAAAAAAAAAAAUGGCGAGCGGCAGUGCGCACGUGUGGUCCCAAUUACUCAGGAGGCUGAUGCAGGAAAAUCGCUUAAGCCCAGGAGGUCGAGACUGCCAUAAACGGUGAUCACGCCGCAGCACUCCAGCCUAGGCCACAGAAAAAAAAGUGAAAGGGCUGGGUGCACUGGCUCACACCUGUAAUCCCAGCACUUUAGGAGGCCGAUGCAGGCGGAUCACCUGAGGUUGGGGGUUCAAAACCAGCCUCACCAACACGGAGAAACCCUGUCUCUACAAAAAAUAAAAUAAAAUAAAAAUUAGCCGGGCUUGGUGGCACAUGCCUAUAAUCCCAGCUACUCGGGAGGCUGAGGCAGAAUUGCUUGAACCCAGGAAGCGGAGGUUGCCAUGAGCCGAGAUUGUGCCAUUGCACUCCGGCCUGGGGAACACGAGCACGGGGAGAAAAAAGAAAAAAAAGGGGGGGCCUCCAGAAGGAAGUCAUCUGACCCCUGCUGUAUAGGGUAUGCAUCUAACGCUUGCACCAGGGCACUCAUACGACAAGUAGAAGCUAGCCAAUAUGGUAAGAUGUUGAUGUGAGUUUAGAAAUACUGUAUCUUUAUAAUCAUUUGCAACAUUUCAAGAUAAAACCAAGUUCCAAGCCAGUGCAGUGACUCAAUGCCUGUAAUCCCAGCACUUUGGAAGGCCUAGGCCAGUGGAAAACCUGAGGUCAGGAGUUCAAGACUAGCCUGGCCAACAUGGUGAAACUCCGUCUCUACUAAAAAAAAAUACAAAUAAUAAUAAUAAGUUAGCUGGGUGCAGCGGUGCACACCUGUAAUCCCAGCUACUCAGGACGCUGAAGCAGGAGAAUCGCUUGAACCCGAGAGGCGGAGGUUGCAGUGAGCUGAAAUUGUACCACUGCACUCCAGCCUGGGCAACAGUGUGAGACUGCAGCUCAAAAAAUAAUAAUAAAAGUAACACCAGUUUCCAAAACCUCAAAAUACAUAGUAUUUGGUUCCUUUAAAAUGUGCAGAUUUUGGCCUGGCACAGUGGUUCACACCUGUAAUCCCAGCACUUUGGGAGUCCGAGGGAGACUAGCCUGGCCAACAUGGCGAAACCCCUAUCUCUACUAAAAAUACAAAAAUCAGCCAGGCAUGGUUGCGGGGACCUGUAAUCCCAACUAUUCCAGAGGCUGAGGCAGGAGAAUCACUUUAACCCAUGAGACAGAGGUUACAGUGAGCGGAGAUCGUGCCACUCCACUCUAGCCAGGGCAACAGAGCAAGACUCUGUCUCAAAAAAAAAAAAAAAAAAAAAAAAAAAUGCGGGCUUUUUGGCUGGUGGUGGCUCAUACCUGUAAUCUCAGCACUUUGGGAGGCCAAGGUGGGUGGAUCACCUGAUGUAAGAAAUUCAAGACCAGCCUGGCCAACACAGUGAAAUCAUCUCUACCAAAAAUACAAAAAUUAGCCAGGUGUGGUGGCAACACACCUGUAAUCCCAGCUACUUGGGAGGCUGAAGCAGGAGAAUCGCCUGAGCCUGAGAGGCAGAGGUUACAGUGAACUGAGAUCGCCCCACUGCACUCGAGCCUGGGCAACAGAGUGAAAUCCCGUCUCAAAAAAAACCAAAAAGGGGGCCAGGUACGGUGGCUCAGGCCUGUAAUCCCAGCACUUUGGGAGGCUGAAGUGGGCGGAUCAUGAAGUCAAGAGAUCGAGACCAUCCUGGCCAACAUAGUGAAACCUCAUCUCUACUAAAAUACAAAAAUUAGCUGGGCAUGGUGGCACAUGCCUGUAGUCCCAGCUACUCGGGAGGCUGAGGCAGGAGAAUUGCUUGAAGCUGGGAGCCGGAGGUUGUAGUGAGCCAAGAUUGUGCCACUGCACUCCAGCCUGGUGCCUGGUGAAAGAGCAAGAGUCUGUCUCAAACAAACAAACAAAAUAAGUGGGCUGGGUGCAGUGACUCACACCUGUAAUGCUACCACUUUGGGAGGCAGAGGCGGGUGGAUCACCCAAGGUCAGGACUUCGAGACCAUCCUGCCCAACAGGUGAAACCCCCAUCUCUACUAAAAAUACAAAAAAUAAGCUGGGUGUGGUGGUGGACACCUGUAAUCUUAGCUACUCAGGAGCCUGAGCCAGGAGAAUCACUUGAACCCAGGAGGCAAAGGUUGCAGUGAGCCGAGAUCAGUCCACUGCACGCCAGCCUGAGCAAUAAGAGCGAAACUCUGUCUCAAAAAAAAAAAAGUUCAUAAUAGCUAAAAGGUGAAAGCAACCUAAUUGUCCAUCAAGGGAUGAAUGCAUAAACAAAAUAUGGUAUUUACAGACACAGAAUAUUAUUUAGUCUUAAAAAGAAAGGAAAUUCUGACAUAUGCUACAACAUGGAUAAAACUUGAAGACGUGCUAAAUGAAGUCAAACUGCCACAAAAGGACAAAUACCAUAUUAUUCCACUUAUAUGAGGUACCUAGAGUAGUCAUCUUCAGAUUCAGAGACAAAAAGUAGAAUGGUGAUUGCCAGGGACUAGAUGGAAGGGAGAAUGAGAAAUUGUUAUUUAAUGGGUUCAGAGUUUGUUUGACAUGAAAACAUUCCGGAGACGGAUGGUGGUGGUGGAUGCACAACAGUAUGAAUGUACUUACUGCCAGUGAACCGUACACUUAGAAAUGGCUAAAAUCAGACUGGGCACAUGGCAAAACUCCGUCUCUACUAAAAAUACAAAAAUUAGCUGGGCAUGGUGGCAGGUGCCUGUAAUCCUAGCUACUUGGGAGGCUGAGGCACAAGAAUUGUCUGAAGCCAGGAGGUGGAGGUUGUAGUGAGAUCGCGCCAUUGCACUCGAGCCUGGGGGGACAGAGCAAGAUUCUGUCUCAAAAAAAAAUGGCCAGGUGCACUGGCUCAUGCCUGUAAUCCCCACACUUUGGGAGGCCAAGGCAGGCAGAUCACGAGGUCAGGAGUUCAAGACCAGCCUUGUCCAUGUUGUGAAACCCCAUCUCUACUAAAGCUAGAAAAAAUUAGCCAGGCAUGGUGGCACACACCUGUAAUCCCAGCUACUUGGGAGGCUGAGGCAGGAGAGUUGCUUGAACCUGAGAGGCACAGGUUGCAGUGAGCUGAGAUCAUGCCACUGCACACCAGCCUGGUGUGCAGAGUUUUUUUGAAACUCUGUUUCAAAAAAAAAUUUUAAGUAAUGCAUAACAUGGCAAACCACACACAUAGCUCAAAUAGAUGCACAGUGAAAAUGUCUCCCUCCUCUAAUUCUCAGACUUUCAGUCCCCUUUUCCAGAAGUAGAGUAACCAAUGUAACCAGAUUCUUGUGACUCUGCAAGUCACUUAAUCUCUCUGUGCCUUGGUUUCCUCGUCUGUAAAACACCACCACCUACCUUAACAAAGUCAUGAGGCAGUGCAUGGUGGCUUAUGCCUGUAAUCCCAGCACUUUGGGAGGCUGCGAUGGGUGGAUCACGAGGUCACUAGAUUGAAACCAACCUGGCCAAGAUGAUGAAACCCCAUCUCUACUAAAAAUAUAAAAAUUAGUCGGGCAUGGUUGUGGGUGCCUGUAAGUCCAACUCCUCAGGAGGCUGCGGCAGAGAAUUGCUUGAACCCGGGAGGUGGAGUGGAUCGCACCACUGCACUCCAGCCUGGGCAACAGAGCGAGACUCCAUCUCAAAAAAAAACAAAAAAAAAAGGCAUGAGGAUUAAUUUUUUUUUUUUUGAGAUGGGGGGGCCAGAGGUCCUGGGAGCCCUGGGAUGGGAAACUGCGGUGGCUUCCACGGAGGUUUCAGCAGUGGCAUCCGGGGUCGUGGCCAUGGACGGGGCCAGGGUUGGGGCCGGGGCCGACGCUGCGGAGCUCCCCAAGGCAAAGCCGAGGAUAAGGAGUGGAUGCUCGUCAGCAAGUUGGGCCGCCUGGUCAAAGACAUAAAGAUUAAAUCUCUGGAGGAGAUCUAUCUCUUCUCUCUGCCCAUCAGGGAAUCUGAGAUCAUUGACUUUUUCCUGGGGGCCUCUCUCAAGGAUGAGGUUUUGAAGAUUAUGCUGGUGCAGAAGCAGACCCGUGCUGGCCAGCGCACCAGGUUCAAGGUGUUUGUUGCUAUUGGGGACUACAAUGGUCACGUCAGUCUGGGUGUUAAGUGUUCCAAGGAGGAGGCCUCUGCCAUCCGUGGAGCCAUCAUCCUGGCCAAGCUCUCCAUUGUCCCCAUGCACAGAGGCUACUGGGGGAACAAGAUGGGCAAGCCCCACACCGUCCCUUGCAAGGUGACAGGCCACUGUGGCUCUGUGCUGGUGUACCUCAUCCCCGUGCCCAGGGGCACUGGCAUCAUCUCAGUACCUGUGCCCAAGAAGCUGCUCAUGAUGGCUGCCAUCAAUGACUGCUACACCUCAGCUAGGGGCUGUACUGCCACCUUGGCAACUUUGCCAAGGCCACCUUUGAUGCCAUCUCUAAGACUUACAGCUACCUGACCCCCAAUCUCUGGAAGGAGACUGUAUUCACCAAGUCUCCCUAUCAGGAAUUCACUGACCACCUCAUCAAGACCCACACCAGAGUCUCCAUGCAGAGGACCCAAGCUCCAGCUGUGGCUACAACACAGGGUUUUUAUACAAGAAAAAUAAAGUG